This is a messenger RNA of Acanthosepion pharaonis, 855 nucleotides long. The record is from the annotation of a GenBank genome assembly. Lineage: Eukaryota; Metazoa; Mollusca; Cephalopoda; Sepiida; Sepiidae.
AUGAGGCAAGGGCAUAUUCUACACUUACCUCUCGAUAAGGCUGUUCGUGUUGGAAUUGGCACCUACUCUCCUGUUGUUCGUUUUAGAUUUCCUAUCUAUCAAUUAUUUAAAAAUUUACAGGAAUCUAUCUCAGGUCACACCAAUGUUGGUGUCGAUUCACACACAUUUCCAUCUUGUUGGUUUCCCUUGGAACUAAAGAAAAGAACAGUCUUUCUCAACACACAAGUACUGCACGCUUCAACACCUGUUUCCUUUACAACCCAACUACUUAUCUACCAAUCAACCCAAUCACUGAUUCGUCGGUCGAAACUGAUUGAAUCGGUUCGCAUUCAUUUAGUUUCAUUUCUACUGGGAGAUCGAUUAGUCAGAGUGUCAAGUUGUAUUUUACCUUUCAACGUAUUUAAUCGUUGGCAUCCGAUUUCCAUAUCUAUCUAUCUAUCUAUCUAUCUAUCUAUCUAUCUAUCUAUCUAUCUAUCUAUCUAUCUCACUCUGUUCACUAUCUAUCUAUCUAUCUAUCUAUCUAUCUAUCUAUCUAUCUCACUCUGUUCACUAUCUAUCUAUCUAUCUAUCUAUCUAUCUAUCUAUCUAUCUCAGUCUGUUCUCUAUCUAUCUAUCUAUCUAUCUAUCUAUCUCAGUCUGUUCUCUAUCUAUCUAUCUAUCUAUCUAUCUCAGUCUGUUCUCUAUCUAUCUAUCUAUCUAUCUAUCUCAGUCUGUUCACUAUCUAUCUAUCUAUCUAUCUAUCUAUCUAUCUCAGUCUGUUCACUAUCUAUCUAUCUAUCUAUCUAUCUAUCUCAGUCUGUUCACUAUCUAUCUAUCUAUCUAUCUAUCUAUCUAUCUAUCUAUCUAUCUAUCUAA